Nelumbo nucifera (sacred lotus) is the source of this 2752-nucleotide messenger RNA. RefSeq names its product Ubiquitin carboxyl-terminal hydrolase family protein (gene RPD1). The record is from RefSeq and is a predicted model, not a curated record. NCBI's taxonomy places the organism in Eukaryota, Viridiplantae, Streptophyta, Magnoliopsida, Proteales, Nelumbonaceae. Gene Ontology annotation, molecular function: RNA binding.
UGGCAGGGAUCCUCCCAUUUUCCCUUCUGCAAUGGUUAUUGUGGUCUAUCCUCCGCAUAAACCCUAAUAAACCCCUGCUCUCUCUCUCUCUCUCUCUCAUACGGCCAUUCGCUUGGAAGGAAUGCAAUCUCUUAGACCCCUCAACGCCAGAGUCUUCCCUACGACAAGUCUUCUCUGCAAACAUGUGUUCUACUACAGCUUCACUCUCAUCAGGAGUAUGUCACAAUCCACUUCAAUCCCUAAAAAGAUCCAAAGGGUACGUGACCAUGGCUACGAUAACUACAUGGAAGUUCACAAGAAGAUCCUCAAGGUCCUAAAAUUCCAAGAUCUCAUCCUCACUCAACCAAACCAGGCCAUCUGCACUGCCCGCCUCGACACCCUCUCCCGCCGUCUUGGCUUCAAACAAUACGAAGCCGGUGCCUUUGUCCUCAAAUUCCCCCAUAUAUUUGAAAUCUACGAGCACCCAAUUCAGCGAAUUCUCUAUUUUCGUCUCACCCGGAAGGCCAUCCUCCAAAUUGAGCAAGAAAAGCAAGCUCUAGCGGCUCAAAUCCCCGAUGCAGUCACCUGUCUUCGGAAGCUGCUUAUGUUGUCCAACACGGGUCGCCUCCGCCUCGAACAUAUACGGAUUGCCCACCUCGACCUUGGUCUCCCGGAAGACUUUGAAUUCUCCGUAGUUCUCAAGUACCCUCAAUAUUUCCGGCUAUUCGAUGCCACAGACACGCGUUCAAAGUACAUUGAGAUUGUUGAGAGAGACCCCAGUUUGGCUGUUUGUGCAAUUGAGAAGCUGAGGGAGAAGGAGUAUAGGGAGAAAGGAAUUGAUGCAGAAAAUAGUCGGUUUUCAUUCAUCGUCAACUUCCCGCCUGGGUUUAAGAUUGGUAAAUACUAUAAGAUUGCUGUUUGGAAGUGGCAACGGCUUCCUUACUGGUCACCGUAUGAAGACGUGUCGGGUUAUGAUCUCCGGUCGCUUGAGGCGCAGAAGCGUAUGGAGAAGAGGGCUGUUGCAACAAUACAUGAAUUGUUAUCGUUGACGGUGGAGAAAAAGAUUACUUUGGAGAGGAUUGCGCAUUUUCGGUUGGCAAUGAACUUGCCUAAGAAGUUGAAAGAGUUUCUUCUUCAGCAUCAGGGGAUAUUUUAUAUCUCCACCAGAGGGAAUCAUGGGAAGCUUCACACUGUUUUCCUUAGGGAGGCUUAUAGGAAAGGAGAGUUGAUAGAACCUAAUGACUUGUACUUGGCAAGGAGAAAGUUGGCCGAGUUAAUUUUGUUAAGCCCUAGGAAGGCUCAUGUGGAUAGAGAAUUGGGUAACCUUAGGAGAGAUAGAGAACAGGAUGAAAGGGCAAGAAUCAAAAGCGGAUAUGCUGAGGAAAGAUCUGGGAGUUUUAUGGUUGAAGACGAGUUGGCAAUGCAUGGAGAAAUUGGCGUGGAUCCUGAUUUUAGCGAGAAAGAAAGAACUACAGAUGAGGACACUCACUUCAGCGAUUAACUUGGAUUAUAUUCAAUGGCCUUGGAAUAUUUGGAGCCUCACCCAUUUCAAUCUUUCGGAAGCCUCAAUAUCCUUAACCCGAAUGCUUGUGAUUUUGCCUACAAAAAAAUCACAAGUUCUCAGUUCCUUAGUUCCUGAGUGGCAUUAUUAGAAAAGUCUUAAAUUGAAACUCAGAAGUUUCUACAUAGUACUGACCAUGGGUCAUUUUAUGUGCUAUAAAUCUUGGAGAUUCUCAUUUUUGGGUGAGAAUCAUUUUGAAGAGUUUAUUCUAAGAGAAUGUCUCUCCUUUUUGUGGAUGAUUGAAGCACAAUUAGGGGAGAUCCUUGAUGAAAAAGCUUUUUAUGACAGGUGAAGCAUUGACAUUUAUUUGUCCCUAAGUGAAAUAUUCUUUGAGCUUUAGAAUGCUCAAUGAUGUCUAAGAAUGACAACCAUUGACACAGGGAGAAAUAGAAUUGCAAUAUCCUUAGUCCUUAAAUAAAGUGAAGGUUACAUCAAGUUUGAGCUGAAGUUGGGUAUUGAAGUAGAAAGUUGAAGUCCAUUGAAGAGGUCUUGCUCUGAAGAGAUAACUCCUCAUGGCCAAAUUGCCAUCAUCUAAUCCACCUGAACGGCUGAACCAGGUGUUCAUCCUUUGAGCAAAGGAUCAAGUCACCUAAACUGCAUGUUGAUGUAACCAUGGAACUUCUUCACCAUUUUGCUCCCAUCUAACCAUCACUUAGUUUCUGAGUGGCUGAAAUAUAUACAUUGAGGAAGCUAGUGUGGAAAACAAGAUGGGAUACAAUGAUAUGAGAAACCAGUCACUUUUGCGUAGGGAAAUGAUAUAAGAAGGCCAAACAAACUCAGUACAAAUGCUGAGAAAUGAUCUGGUGUUUAGUUCCAUAGAGAUUAGAAAAUAUGACUCCAUAUACAGUUGGGUCUCAGGACUGUGGGCUUUGCAAGAUUUUGAGCUUCAUUUUCAAGUUUGCCAACUGGGCCUGACCCUAGAGAUGACCUAGCCGCUAGAUGAUUCCGAGAUGAGGACCAUGUCAUAUACUCAUCUAGUAAGAGUAUUGAGUAGGAGCUUUUUCAUUUUAAUAUUUGGAAUUUUGGUUUUGAAUAUCCCUUUAUGUAAUAAAUCUUUGGACCAAGUGUGCUCAACUGAACCUCAGCUUUCCUGAAUCUCAGAUUCUCAAAGACUAAUUUAAGCAUUUGCCUAGAAUUUUAAGAACUUUUGUAUGUGUGUGUGUGUGGAUGUGAGGACAAGAAUUUUUGACAUAUAACCUGUUCAAUUCAUGU